Lampris incognitus (smalleye Pacific opah) is the source of this 1029-nucleotide messenger RNA. Its product is annotated as surfeit locus protein 1. The record is from RefSeq and is a predicted model, not a curated record. The coding region runs from base 69 to 989 and encodes 306 amino acids. Gene Ontology annotation, biological process: mitochondrial respiratory chain complex IV assembly. NCBI's taxonomy places the organism in Eukaryota, Metazoa, Chordata, Actinopteri, Lampriformes, Lampridae. Gene Ontology annotation, cellular component: mitochondrion; membrane. The transcript is spliced from 9 exons.
CCUUCAUUCGUAACAAACAGUUAUGUAGUCGGUUGCCUCGUUAACUCGUCUAGUUUUUCCUGUUUUGAAUGGCCAUGGCCAGUCUGAAAUAUAUGUUGUUGUACUCCACCAACGCGCUGAAGAUCAUUCAAAAGACACACGUCAUUUACACCAAGAGGGCGCUGUUCUUGCCCAGGCUGUCUCGCUUCAAACCUGCAGAUGGCAGGUUCAUAAACUUUGGCCGACAGUCAAGUUCUGCAGCUGCCAGAGCAGAGAAAGAGGGAGAAUCUUUUCUCAAAUGGUUCCUGCUUCUGAUUCCUGCCACAACGUUUGGCCUUGGGACAUGGCAGGUAAAACGACGAGAGUGGAAACUGCAGCUGAUUAAUGAUCUGAGAAGGCUUACCACAGCUGAGCCUAUUCCUCUGCCUACUGAUCCUUUUGAACUGAAUGGCCUAGAAUACAGAAGGGUUAAAGUGCGUGGGCACUAUGACCACUCAAAGGAGCUGUAUAUUUUGCCACGCUCACCAGUCGACCCAGAGAAAGAGGCCAGAGAGGCAGGCAGGCUGUCUUCCAGUGGAGAAGUAGGCGCAAAUGUCAUUACCCCGUUCCACUGUACUAGCCUUGGCAUCACAAUUCUGGUGAAUAGAGGAUACGUCCCAAAACUCAAGACAAGACCAGAGACGCGGAUGAAAGGACAGGUUGAAGGAGAUGUGGACGUUGUGGGAGUGGUAAGGCUGACAGAGACCCGCAAACCCUUUGUACCACAUAACGAUGUGGAGAGAAACCGCUGGCACUACCGAGACCUAGAGGCCAUGGCCAGUGUCACUGGAGCUCUGCCCGUCUUCAUUGAUGCAGACUUUGCCAGCACCAUUCCUGGUGGACCAAUAGGAGGACAGACCAGAGUCACACUGAGGAAUGAACACAUGCAGUAUAUAAUAACAUGGUAUGGACUGUGUGCUGCAACAUCUUACAUGUGGUAUGCAAAGUUCAUAAAAAAGUUAAAAUUGUGAAAGUUUUGUGUAUAAAAAAUAAAAUUAUUCUGUUCAGUCA